This is a messenger RNA of Sphaeramia orbicularis (orbiculate cardinalfish), 1721 nucleotides long. Its product is annotated as alpha-N-acetylgalactosaminide alpha-2,6-sialyltransferase 2-like. The transcript is spliced from 9 exons. The record is from RefSeq and is a predicted model, not a curated record. The coding region runs from base 57 to 1145 and encodes 362 amino acids. NCBI's taxonomy places the organism in Eukaryota, Metazoa, Chordata, Actinopteri, Kurtiformes, Apogonidae. Gene Ontology annotation, molecular function: alpha-N-acetylgalactosaminide alpha-2,6-sialyltransferase activity. Gene Ontology annotation, biological process: protein O-linked glycosylation.
UCUCACCUGAUCCACAACCAUGAAGGAAGUGGUUCAUUUGACAGUAAACAGGAACAAUGAAAUCCAGCCUCAGAUGGAUGAUUCUGCUCAUGUGCAGCUUGGCCGUCUUUAUUUCCUGUGUUUUUAUGGGAUGUUUCAGCAGCAGUGAACAGACAGUAGAGGGCAGCACUGAGCUGACAUGGACGAAGAAAACCACAGAAGAAGAGCAAGGGUUCCCGCCGUUGGAGGCGUGUCCUCUCAGGUCGGCGGUCCAGAGUGAUGUCCUCCUCAGGUCUAGAUUCAGGUUCUCGGUUCCAGUCCUGCAGUGGGUCCAGAGUUUCUCUGCAUCGUCCUUGACGAAGUUGAACCAACGGGCGCCGCCAUAUGGUUGGAAAGGACUUCCUGUUGACGACGUCCGAUCCACCCUCCUCCUCCUCAACAGUCCUCACCUGUUCACCCGUACCUCACCUGAGCGAUGCGUUCGCUGCGCCGUGGUUGGAAACGGGGGAAUCCUGCGAGGCUCAAAAAAGGGCAAAGAGAUCGACGACCACGACUUCGUCUUCAGGAUGAACGGAGCAAUGAUCAAAGGCUUCGAGGAAGACGUGGGGACGAAGACCUCCUUCUACGGGUUCACCACCAACACCCUGAAGAAUGCCCUGAUCCUGUACCGGAGGGACGGGUUCACCAGGAUUCCUCAGAACCCGUCGAUCACAUACGUCUUCAUCCCGUCGAACCUCAGAGAUUAUCUGAUGAUUUCUGCUGCGAUUAAAGGUCGACCCGUCGCCUCCGGACGAGACAAAGGAGACAAACCUUGGAUGUACUUUGGACACAAACCAUCGCAGAACUUCAAGAUUCUGCACCCAGAGUUCAUUUCAUAUGUAACUGACAGUUUCUUUUCGUCUCCUCUGCUGCACAACAUCAGAACCAAACACCUGUACAUGCCCAGCACCGGAGCCCUGAUGCUGAUGACGGCCCUGCACACCUGUGACCAGGUGUCUGCGUAUGGUUUCAUCACUAAAGACUUCGCAUCUUAUUCCGAUCAUUACUUUGACUCGGUGAAGAAGCCACUACAAUUCUUUGCAAACCACGACAUGAAGAUGGAACUACGAGUUUGGGCGUCGCUGCACGAUCGCAAAGUCCUGACGUUGUAUCAGGGACAGACAUGAAUGUUCACGACAUUUCCAAAAGUUCGACUGAAAACAGCGUCGGAAACUUUGGGUUCUUUAAUGAACACGUGUCUCAAAAAGUUUUUAAGAAAAUGUUUCCAAAACCUGCAUUAAUCUGUUCAACUGUGUAUGUAUUUAACAGAUAAAUGUACAAAUGUUGAAUGCAAACACAGGAGUUUAUUGUUGUUGUUAUUGUUUAUUGUAUGUUUUAAUGUUUCCAAAGACCAUUUAAUCACAUUAUGUAUAUGUUUUUAUAUAAUAUAAUUUCUAAUCAUUCCUCAUUUCCAUCAAACACUGAACCUUUAGUUUCCUUAUUUCUUUCUUCUUUUUGUCAUAAAUGUGGUGAACUAUUCCAAAAGUGCAUUUAUCUGUUGAAAAUGGGUUCAGUUGAAUGGUCACAGAUCCACACGAACCUGGGUCACAUGAAAACCUGGUUCUGUUGAACUUUUAUAAGUUAAAUAAAGUUUCAUUUAUGAUAAAAACACUGUCUGUUUAAUGUUUGUAAACAGUUGUUGGAUCUGCACCAGUGCAUCAUGGUCCGUCUGGUCACUGUAACGUCAGCGUCCUGUCAGAACC